Molecule: messenger RNA, 1426 nt
Organism: Sorghum bicolor (sorghum)
Lineage: Eukaryota; Viridiplantae; Streptophyta; Magnoliopsida; Poales; Poaceae
Product: guanine nucleotide-binding protein subunit beta-like protein A
Exons: 2
Coding region: 163-1161 (332 amino acids)
Biological process (GO): positive regulation of protein phosphorylation; rescue of stalled cytosolic ribosome
Cellular component (GO): cytosol; nucleus
Molecular function (GO): translation regulator activity; protein kinase C binding; ribosome binding
Source: RefSeq, a predicted model, not a curated record
CGAUCGAUCCCCUGAAUCAAACUCCACGGUGCUGCUACUGCUAAACCCUAGUGCCCCUGCCCGCGCCGCCUACGUAUAAAACACCACGCCUCCUUCUCCGGCCGUGUUCCUUCCCUUCUCACUCAGCGCCGCCGCGGCUCUACCCUAACCCUCCCCACCACCAUGGCCGGCGCACAGGAGACCCUGGUGCUCGCCGGCGUGAUGCGCGGCCACAACGGCGUGGUGACGGCGAUCGCCACCCCCAUCGACAACUCCGAUCUCAUCGUCUCCUCCUCCCGCGACAAGUCGCUGCUGGUCUGGGACCUCAGGAACCCCGUCCAGGCCGCCGGGGACGGCACCACCACCGCCGACUACGGCGUCCCACUCCGCCGCCUUACAGGCCACUCCCACUUCGUCCAGGACGUCGUCCUCAGCUCCGACGGCCAGUUCGCGCUCUCGGGGUCCUGGGACGGCGAUCUCCGUCUCUGGAAUCUCACCACGGGCGAAACUACCUGCCGCUUCGUCGGCCACGAGAAGGACGUCCUCUCCGUCGCCUUCUCCGCCGACAACCGCCAGAUCGUGUCCGCGUCCCGUGAUCGCACCAUCAAGCUGUGGAACACCCUCGGCGAAUGCAAGUACACAAUUGGCGGCGACCUUGGCGGCGCCGAGGGCCACAAUGGCUGGGUUUCGUGCGUCCGCUUCUCGCCUAAUACCUACCAACCGACGAUCGUCUCCGGCUCCUGGGACCGCAGUGUCAAGGUGUGGAACCUCACCAAUUGCAAGCUUCGCUGCACUCUCCAAGGUCACGGCGGUUACGUCAACGCCGUCGCUGUGAGCCCUGACGGCUCGCUGUGCGCCUCCGGAGGGAAAGACCAUGUUACCCUGCUGUGGGACCUGACCGAGGGCAAGAGGCUGUACGCGCUCGACGCGGGUGACAUCAUCCACUCGCUCUGCUUCUCGCCCAACCGCUACUGGCUCUGCGCAGCGACACAGGAAUCCAUAAAGAUCUGGGAUCUUGAAUCAAAGCACGUUGUCCAGGAUCUCAAGCCUGAGGUAUCGUCUACCAAAGAUCAGAUGCUCUACUGCACAUGCUUGAGCUGGAGUGCUGAUGGAAGCACGCUCUAUGCUGGUUACACUGAUGGAAGCAUCCGGAUCUAUAAGAUUUCUGCAUAUGGCUACUAGGUCUAAAUAAUGAAUUCGUUUUGAUAGUCUUGUCAUGGGAAAUGGCUCUGUUAUUUUAGUUUUUUUUUACUGUUUGAAGGCACAAUAUUUGCCAAGUACUUCUGCUUAAUUCACUUUAUAUCAGUAGCUUCAGUCAUGAGAUAUGGAUACUGUGGAAAUAGGAUCUGUUUUCGGUUUUUUUGGACUCCUUUUAUCCUACAUCGUGCAAUCGAUGGUGCCACAUUCAAUCCCGUGAUGCUGGUAUAAUCAAUAUUUCUUAUGGCCA